Messenger RNA from Dicentrarchus labrax (European seabass), 8263 nucleotides. RefSeq names its product microtubule associated tumor suppressor candidate 2a (gene mtus2a). Lineage: Eukaryota; Metazoa; Chordata; Actinopteri; Moronidae. Bases 567 to 4931 code for a protein of 1454 amino acids. Gene Ontology annotation, cellular component: cytoplasm; nucleus. The record is from RefSeq and is a predicted model, not a curated record. Gene Ontology annotation, molecular function: microtubule binding. The transcript is spliced from 16 exons.
CGCACAUCAUAGUUCUCUCAUGAUCCGGCAGAGAGCGCAAAUGUGUUGAGAGACAAAAACCUGAGAAAAAGGAUGCUCUGCCAGGUGUCGGCCGCAGCAUCAGCACCGCUCCUCCUCCUCCUCCUCCCUCCUCCUCUCCGCAGCAUCUCUCUCUCUCUCUCUCUCUCUCUCUCUCUCUCUCUCUCUCUCUCUCUCUCCUUGCACUGUUUCACAGACAGAGAGAGUGGAAAGACACGCUUGUGUUGCGUUUUUGCAACUCCCCGCGUGUGACCGACAUUCUUAAAUGAAUCAACACCAGAGAAACCUGGAGAUUGAACAGACCUCCAUCUCCUUGAAGAACCAUCAAAGACAGCAUUGUUAACUCACAGUAAAGGGAAAAUAAGUGGCAAGCUGAAAUUAAAAAUAUUUCAUGAGAUGAAAUUUUGUCCUUGGAAUAAUCAGCUGAAGGGCUAUCAUUGCACAGACCCUGAAGAGGAGCAACACGCAGGGAAGAAACCUUUGUAAUUCCAUAGAUGGCCUCAGCACCCUGCAAGUGUUUUUGAGCUCGCUAACAGAAUCAUUCCGACAUGAGCAUCCCAACUGGUUUACAGGGACUGAGGGUCAAUAUUGACAGAGGGGAAAAGAUUGGAAGCAAAACCCAGAUCCAGUUCCCCCAAUCUGGGGAUGACAAUGCCAAUCGAUUAGCUUUGAUUGCUGAUCAAGAAGGAAGAGGACUGAUAGAGGAUGCAGGGUACAACACAAGCUCCAUCCCUCCUUUGGUCUCUCAGAGUGAAUCUCCAGACAAGUUAGUGAUCUGGGGAUCUGAGCAGCAAUGUGUGGAGCCUGAGCUCAGAGAUUUCGAACUUUUGGAGUGUCAGGAGAUACAUGCAUUCUUGGGAAACAGGGAUCAGGAGGAGAAUGAGGAAGAAGACGAUGGAGGAAGUAUCAGAGAUGGAAAAGACGAGGGUCCCAUGUCUAUAUCUUCAAGCUCAACUGCCAGCUCUUCUUCGACUGGAGUGAAGAGAAAUGACAACGACAGCAACAAAGUGGAGAGCAGAAUACAGAGGAGCAAAGAGGUGCAGAAAAGGAUUGCCUGUCAUAGCACUGAAGAGCUAGACACAUGUGUGACAGGCUCAAUAGAAAAAAGGGACUCCAGGUCAGGCAGAGCAGGGGAUAGGGAGAGACAGAAGGGAGGUCUGAAAGAGUCCAAGUCAGAGACAAAUGUGUUCGUCUCCAGUCUGUCAGCUGUUUCCCUCAGUGGGAGCCUGUCGAGCGCUCUCAAUAGUAGCGAAGAAGUGCAAUCUUUCAUCUCUCUCAACUCCAAGACCAACCCUAAUCCCAAUACAAACAACACUACCUCAGCCCAGGCCAGAAGAAGGGCAGCCCCUGUAGAUGCCAACCAGAACUCCCCACCAUCGCAUCCUCAGGAGAAACAUGGCUGUCUUCAAUACUACAGCCAGGAUCAGAGACAGGAGGAGGGAAGUCAACAUAGAAAUGGAUUGUCUUCUGAUGGGGGGCUGGGCCAAAGGAGGAGGGCUGGAUUUGAGGAGAGGGUGAUGCCACCACGACGGCAACAGCUCGUCAGGCCCCUCUGUCAGGCAGAGAUGGGAAGAGCAAGGAGCUUAGAGCCCAGUGGUCAUCAAGCUGAGACAGAGCAACCUUGUUCCAUGAACCUCUCUCCAGAUUCACACAGUAAUGGGUCAAACAGAAAGUUUACAAAAUCGUCUUUACGUGAGCCAUCAGAUUUCUCCAACCUGUACACAUUCUCACAGCUCAGACAGCCCAACCAGGCAGCCCAGAGGGAGGCUCCACCUGUAGAAAAACAGCCAGCUAUAACUGCAUGGCGAAAUUCAAGUCCUUCCAAUCCUUCCAAUUUAGAGAAGAGACCCCAGACUCAGCUCACAUACAGAAGGAAUUGCUCCAGCCCUAACCGGACGGGAGUUGAUUCCAGGUCAUCUACCCCUCCCCACUCCCCUCUCAGGACACCCCAGGGUUCCCCACGCAGGCAGCCCUCCAUGUACCUCGUUUCCAGGAAUGUCUCUGGAGUGGUUAGACACAUCCCAUCAGGAUGCAACCCUGCUGUAAUGACCUCUGCUCAGGGCUAUGGCAACAGUUGUAUGAGAGCGCCAUUCAAAACCAAUAUAAGCACAAGUGGAAUCCCCAAAGCGCCUCUUAACAACCAGCAGAGCUCUAACCACAACUCCAGCCCCAAAGAGAGCUCCCCAUCACCUAAACUAAAACCUAAAGGAGUGCGUCCCAAAAUCAUCACCUAUGUCCGAAAAAAUCCUCAGUUUAAGCCCCAGGCUGCUGAUGGACCUUAUCAGGUAUCUUCUCUACCAUCCCGGCUCUCAGCAUACGGACACGGCCAAGCACCCACUUCCUUCAAAGACACCCCUAAAGACCCCUCCAAGCCUAGCGCAGAAACCAGAGGACCCCCAGUACUCAGUGCCUCCAAUCUGCUUUAUGACAAGUACCGCCAAGAGAUGCAGACAAACAUCUUCCCAUCAGGAAUGCUGAGCAGGAGUAUCAGGCCCCCUGGACACACACACACUGUCCCCCCUGUGCACACACAUGCCGCACCACAUGCACACACACACAGCCACACGGCACCCCCAAAAUUGGGCAGCAAAGCAGAUAACUUCUACGGGGCGCCAUCAGAGGUGGGAAGAUCUGCCAGUUUUAAAGGGAGUACUGCUGAGGAAGCGAUGCAGGUCCGGACAGCCGCUCAGGCCGGAGGGAGUGGCAGUCUGCUGCGCUCUGGUAGAGGUCUGCGUCUGGGCCUUGGAGCUGUCACCCGAACGACUACGGGAUCAGCUAAGGGCAGAGGACCCAGUCAAGGUCAGAGGUCAACACUGGUCUUCAGCCAGCCAGUCCAACCUGUCAGUCCAGCAACCUGUCAGAAUAGCCAAGAUGCAGACGACCAGGUCUUCACCCAUCAUCAUCCUGCUCCUUCUCCAGCGACAGCAGCAGCCCAGCCUCAGGCCGCAGCCUCCAGAUCUCUGCUUCCCAAAGCAAGUCAGUCGGGCCUGCGCCCCCCAGGCUUCAGCUCCAGUCGUCUCCCUGCGGGCCGCCUGGCAGCCUUUGGCUUUGUCAGGAGCUCCAGUGUGUCCUCCGUCUCCUCUGCCGACAGCACACAGAGUGACCCCUGCAGGACAGCUCACCGUCUGAGCGUGAGCGAGGACCCUCCUCUUCACAGAGUGACCACCGGCCCUCCAUCAACAGAUCACCAGAGAGGGGCACCAUGUCGCAGCAACAGCCUCCAGCCCCCCUCUACCCCAGCCCUGCCCCGGCGCUACCUGCCUGCCCAGCCAAGAAGCUCCCCUGGAGUUGGCAGGAAGGAGUUUCAGCGGAGUUCAGAGGUCACACGUUCUCUCCCGUCCUCCCCAAAGAGGCUGGCGGUGGUUCCUCCCAAACCUCAGUCCCCAGUCCAGAGUGGGCAGCGGCCCGCAGCAGCAGUGCGAGGGUCAGCUCCCCCGGGGUCCCCUCGCCGUGUGGCCCCCCUGAGGCUGCAGCAGGAACAGCAGGAGAGCCUGCAGAGAGAGAAAGAGGAGUCUCAACAGAAAGACAGAGAAAGGAAAGCAGAGGAAACAGAAAAAGAAGAGCAAAGGGAGGAGGUUCAGAGGCUGCAGGGACGAUGUGAGCAGCAAGAGAGGCAGCUGAAAGCCCUAAGAGAUGAACUGAGGAAGACUUCCUUGGGUCUGGAAGCCUUCAUUAUCACUACUCAGCAUUACUGCCUCAAGAAUAAAACUACAGAGGAGAAUCAAAGGACAUUGUCCUUGGAAAUCCAAAAGAUCAGAGAGGAAAUGGCAUCCAACUCAGCACGAUGGGAGAGACUCCACCGGGAAAAGACAGCGCUGGAGGUGGCGUUUGAACGUGAGCUGCAGGAGCUGCAGCGGCAGCAGGAGGCAGAGCUGGCUGCUGUGGAGGAGGGGCUUAGGAAGUGUCACUCAGCGGAGGCAGAGCACCUGAAGGCGGAGCAUCUGUCAGAGAUGGAGGAGCUGAGGACUCAGCAACAGGAACAGGUGGAGGAGAUGACAGUCAACCACCAGGCAGCCAUUCAGGAGCUCAGAGACAUGCAUAACAUCACCAUGGCAACAUUGCAUGAGGAGCAUGCCCGUACCAUGAGAGACUUAAGGAAAGCUCAUGAGCAACAGAAGAUCCUUCUGGAGGAGGAUUUUGAGAAACUCAGGCUUUCUCUACAGGAUCAAGUGGAUACUCUCACAUUUCAAAACCAGAGUCUGAGGGACAAAGCCAAACGCUUUGAGGAGGCUUUGAGGAGGAGUACAGAUGAACAGAUAGUUGAUGCUUUGGCUCCAUACCAGCACAUUGAGCAAGAUCUGAAGAGCUUGAAGGAGGUUGUGGAAAUGAAGAACCAGCAGAUACACCAGCAAGAGAAGAAGAUCUCUGAUCUAGAGAAAGUGCAGGCUCAAAAGAACGUGUUCCUUGAGGAGAAGGUCCAGGUGCUGCAGCAGCAGAAUGAAGAUCUGAAGGCUCGUAUUCAAAUGAACCUCACCCUGUCCAGGCAACUGUCAGAGGAGAACGCCAAUCUCCACGAGUCAGUCGAAAAGGAGAGCACCGAGAAGAAGCGGCUGAGUCGGAACAACGAGGAGCUUCUGUGGCGUCUCCAGACCAGCCCCCUCAUGUCCCCCGCCUCCUCCCCGCUGCACCGCUCCUUCUCCACCUCCCCUGCCCCCUCAUCCCCAUUCUUCUCCUCCUCACCUGUAGCAGGGUGUGACUCCCCCACUCACUGCUACGGCUGCCCCCAGCAGGCUCAGUACUGCUCCCCCUCCCACAGAGCCGCUGCCAAUCAGAAUAUCUCCCCGGGACCAGCCACACCCACUCACAGGGCAGCAAGCAAUCAGAAUUACUCCCCCGGCCCAGCCACGCCCACACACAGAGUGUCAGCCAAUCGCUGUAAUUCAGCUGCUUGCAUCAGCUCUUUGCAGAGAUAAACUCACAUAUCUCUCUCUCCUCUUUUUCUGAACAUUCUCUUUCAUUUCCUUCAUUCUCUGCUCUCCUCCUUUGCUUUUUGAAUGUGAAUGGCAUUGAGAUACAGAGGGCAGUUGCCUCCAGUCAUCACAGGACAAGGUGGACAGAAAAAAAAGAGUCUUGAACUUUCUCAAGUCUCUACAGCUGGUGGUGUCCAUCAUGUGAAACACAACUGAUGCAGAUGACUGCAGCUCAGUUCUCUGUCCCCAAUCCCAACUUGUAUAAAUAUGGAAGUCUUGAAAUGUAGACUGUAAAUACUGUAUGAUAGUGACACAAAUAGUGUUGACAUGUAGUGAAACCUCCCUGCAUGGGUAGUCAGGAGUCCCGCACAGAUGGAAUCAGUACAGAUGGAAAGUAGCACACUCUUGUCACCAGAACACAAUACUCUGGUGUGUUAAAACACAGUCACAUCCUUGAUACAAUAAGCUAUAUUCUCUCUCAUGGAGAUUAGUUUCUCAUAGUCAAUUCUGUUUUAAAAUCAGCUUUCAGCAGAAAUGUUUUUCUGUUUCGUUUUUCUUCUGGAAAAAUCCCUAACAAAGCGCCUUAUACUCAGUCCUGCCGUCUCACCAGCAGAGAACAAGCAACAUUUUCUUUCAUAAAGGACUUUGGAUAAAGAAUUGGUUUGUAAAGCAAAGUAAAUCCUGUUUUUCAGCCUCCUUAAGGUGUAUUUAACAUUUUGUAAUUAGUUCACUGCUGAUAAUUUUACUUGUGUGGGACAACCCUACCUGGAAACCCCAGCCAUUUUACCAAAAUACAGAGAACUUACACGUUCAAACCAUGCCAGGUCUUCCUACAGCGUCUCGCCACACAAGCUACUCUUCACUUUUGGGAUCCCUCAGGUCAACUUGCAAAAACUACGUCUGCCAUUUUGUAUUUACCUCAGCGGGAAUGUGCAGUCUGUUGUGUUUGUAGCUCAACAGCAAUGACAACAACAAAAACAACAACAACAUCAACAAAAACACACAGCUACCAGGGAGCUCAGAGCUAAGGGGGGAGACUCGACACAUGAAUCUCUGUUUUAAAUGUUGUGGAUUCCUUUAAAACGUGAUAUCUAAUUUAUUUGUUACAUGUAUUUUGCUACUUAAGCAAGCAUGUACUGUGAAAGUCUUCCAGUCUUAAUGUGAAACUUAUUAUUGCUGUGAUCUGUCUAUUUAUUAAGCUUGAGGUGUGAUAGAAAUGAGUGUUUGUAACUUUUAAUAUCACCUAUAGGACACAAGUGGAGUAUGUGAAAUGAGAUAUAGUGCAUAUUUCUCUGACUUGAUGUCGUCUCACACACAUAGGUGGUGUUCAGGGGACUGUCUUAUGAUAUGAUAUGGAUCUAUAAGCUAUGUAGGUUAAAAAAAAUACAGGUUAACCCUCUGUUUACCGCUUUGUGAAUAGUGUCACAAAGAUUAGCGUAACCCUGUCUGAACCUGUGUUAACCUCUUCAUAACCUCUUCAGAUGCUUCUGGUUUGUUUAUCUGAAUGACACUUUUUAUCCUUCGAGUAUUAUGUUCAGACUUUUGCAGACAACACUGAACUCUUAGUGUGCAAGAAUAUAUUGUUCAGGGAAUUAUUUUCUAAAUUUAGAUUUAAAAUACUUUCAGUUAUAAUUUUGUAUAGCUUCUCUACAGAACAUUAUACACUCUCAAGAUGUUUCCCGAGAUAAUUUUCCACUUAUAUAGAAUACGAUAGAGAAACCAACCUUUGGUAUAUAAAAAUGAAAAUUAUUUUAUAGCAUACAGUACGUCAUAGCUGCCUCCUGUGCUGUACUCUACUGACUUACUUACCCUCAGGGUCCUAAUCUUUCAUCUGGCUUUGAACAAGACGACAUAGAAAGCUACAAUAUCAUCGUGUAAUCUCAGUGAUAUACUCGUACGUUAACAAACAAAGCUAAAGCAGUUCGGAUUCCACAUGAAAAUGUGCCACUGUAAAUAAGCGAGGUCAGUGAGAAGGGACAAGGGUAAGUCUGUGUUGGCGGCAACAUUGCUAAUGAGCGCAGGGGUUAGCGUGUAAUAUUGUUAAGUAGAUGCAUGGGGUGGGGUCGUGGGGGGGCAGUAUCGAGGCCUUGAAAUUCCUUGCAGCGCUCCUGGUCGUUCCUUCCAUUAAUUUACAGGUUGAGUAAAUAAAACCUUUUACCAGCAUGUAAAGGACGACGUUUCUGGGUUGCCAGUUUUUCAGUAAUAGACUUUUAAGUAGAUCUUUAAUUGCGAUACCAGCACUUUUGAUGGUCGUGAAAAAAGUAAAAAUGAUUCUUUCACAGAUCUUCACGAUUUUUUGUAUGAUACGUACACAGGGUUAAAUGCUCUUAAACAAAAGAAUGUCAAGUACAGCAUCGGAUUUGAGAAAUGUAUCUCAAUUCCCGCUUAUUUUAUACAUACACUGACGAUUUUGAGAAUGUCUUUGCAUAACGAUUAAUUGUAAGAAUUUACCAGUCAGAAAGUCACUGUGUUUUAAAAUGUUUAGGAUUACAGUUCACCUACGUCAUUGAAUGAUUCUUCAGGGUCCUCCUAAAGGUCACUUCAGGUGCAAAAAAUACAGUCUACAAAGAUGCAACAAAAUCUAUUGUUUACAAACGACGUAAAGUUACCGACUUCAUCAUAAAUUAAUAUUUCACCUUUGAAUGGACUAUGAUUUCUAAACAAUGAACUGGUAUUGUCAUGACCCUUCAAUGUGUCCUGUGGACAUCUGUGUCUCACUAUGCGCUGAAUGUCAAAAAUGUAAUGACUGCAUUUUAUACAAGUCAUUCAAUGUGAUUUUGUUUAAUAUAGAAGGACCUCUUGUCUGACCAUUAUGUAGCAGCCAUUUAAUAUGUAGCACUUGGUUGAGCCUCCCCACAACAAACAUGGGUAAUUUAUCUAAUUCAUUAGGGAUUGAAACGUCCAUGUUGAUGUUUAAAUGCUGUUGUAGCAAAUGUUUCCAUGGCUAGUCAACUUUGAGCUCUAGAAUUUGAAUUUGUGGAGGUAAGCUAUACAAUUACCCCUUAUGGAUUUGGUCCAGAGACAAAGUUUACUGAAUUUGUUUGUUCUGGCACUGAUUGUAUGUCUGAAUGUAAAUACAUUUACAACAUGGGUUGUGUCUUAGUGCACCAGAAAAGUAUUAGACGCAUGUUUUUUCUGUCUUUGCUGUUUCUUGCUCUCCCUUUCUCUUCUUUUACCUCUCCGCAUCUGUGAUGGUCAAAAUGUAACUGUAGCGUAGGAGGCCUAGAGGAUGGAGAAUGAGAUAGUUCAACAUGUAAUGUAUACAAGGUAUGUUGAUGCUUUUAUUUGUACUUUUUGGGGAGAACACAGUAUUAAAAAAUAUUCAAGAAAAGUCA